AUGACAGACGAUUACUCGAUACAAUUGAAGAAGGCAUUUAGAGAGUUGCAAACCAAAGUGGUUGACACAAAUCGUCGUUUACAACUCGGUGAUUCAAUAAAAAAGCAACAAGAGCAGAAACGACGAAUAGCGGAAUUAACCAAAACACAACUUUUGGAAUUGGACAAAGACACUCCCGUGUAUAUGAGCAUUGGCCGAAUAUUUGCCAAAGGAACUGUGGAAUCGGAGAUUGCGCGACAUGAAGAAGAGAUUAUAAAAGCAGAAGAAAAAAUAGCUGCAAUCGAUCAUCAAAGGAAAUAUUUGGAGAAGAAUUUAGCCGAAUCAGAAAGAAAUAUUAGAGAACUAGUACAGUCGCGACCAUAA
Molecule: messenger RNA, 363 nt
Organism: Acanthocheilonema viteae
Lineage: Eukaryota; Metazoa; Nematoda; Chromadorea; Rhabditida; Onchocercidae
Source: the annotation of a GenBank genome assembly